Ananas comosus (pineapple) is the source of this 3038-nucleotide messenger RNA. Its product is annotated as oligopeptide transporter 5-like. The record is from RefSeq and is a predicted model, not a curated record. Gene Ontology annotation, biological process: transmembrane transport. Gene Ontology annotation, molecular function: oligopeptide transmembrane transporter activity. The coding region runs from base 777 to 2819 and encodes 680 amino acids. NCBI's taxonomy places the organism in Eukaryota, Viridiplantae, Streptophyta, Magnoliopsida, Poales, Bromeliaceae. The transcript is spliced from 8 exons.
ACUCAAUUUAUAUUUUCUUAUUGUUAAUGAGGGGUUUCUCCCCCUCUGCGCCGUCUUCGCCGUUUCCCUCCACCGCACGCCGCCGCGGCCCUUGCAGGUAGCCGCCACACACUGCCUCCUCCUCUCCUCCCUCCCUCCUCGCCACUGCCGUCCACCGCCGCCGCCGCCUUCGCAGCUGCCAGCCGCCUCCUUUUUCUCCUCUCCCCCUCCUCACUGUUGCCGGCGGAGGAGAGCGAGGAGGAGGUGAGUAUCUCCGCCAGCCGUCGGGCCCAGCAACGAUGAAGGGAGAAGAGGGAGAGAGGAGAGGGAAAAAAAAAAAAAGUUUCUUCUCUCCCCACUAAUUAGAAAUAAAAAUUUAUUUUAUGUAAAAUUCUUCAAACAAUUCAAGAGGGGUACAUUGAAUUUAGACCAUGGCCAAAUUCACUGUACCUGUUCAAGAAUCACUGUGCUUAAUUUAGGAGAUCCGCAGAUAAUUUUGGCAUGAUCUUGAUGUUUCCCUCUUGGGUUUUUUUGUUGUUGAUAUUUGUUAACAUCUUACGUAAACGAAGGGCAAUUUUUUUCGUUGCAAUGGUUCCAAAAAGGGAAAGUUUACAGCCAAUUUCUCUUGGAGUGAUGAGGUGAAUGAGUCGCCUAUUGAAGAAGUGAAAUUAACCGUCCCUACCACAGAUGAUUGGACGCUGCCCGUGCUUACCUUCCGAACAUGGUUCUUAGGGGUCGCAACAUGCAUCAUUCUUACUACCAUAAGUACAUUCACUUCAUUUCGACAAAAUCCUAUCAUGUUCCCCAUGCUCACUAUCCAACUUUUGAUUCUUCCUGCCGGCAAGUUGAUGGAAACUAUUCUUCCAGCCAAGAAUAUAAGAAUUCCGGGCACAAAAUGGCAGUUCUCAUUGAAUCCAGGCCCCUUUAAUAUUAAGGAGCAUGUUGUUAUCUCUACAUUUGCUAGUUCAGGGGUAGGAUCGACUAGUGCAAUCGACAUUAUGGCAACGGUCAAGGCCUUUUUUAAAACAACUAUUCAUCCGUUGGCAUCCUUUUUGCUAAUCCUAACUACAAAUGUUUUUGGGAUUGGAUUUGUUGGCUUCUUCAUGAAGCUCCUCGUGGAUUCUCCUCAUAUGUGGUGGCCGGAAGUCCUACCUUCAGUAGCUUUUUUCAGAGCAUUACAUGAGAAGGAAGUUAAGUCUGGCAGAAACUUAACAAGACUUCAAUUUUUCUUCUUGGCUUCGGUUCUGAGCUUCUCCUAUUAUGUCGUGCCUGGCUACUUUUUUCCUUCAAUAUCAGCACUUUCAUUUGUUUGCUGGAUACGGAAGCACUCAGUCACAGCUCAACAACUUGGUUCUGGUCUUAAUGGUUUUGGCUUUGGAUCCUUUACUCUUGAUUGGAAUACAGUUGUCGGUUUCACUGGCAGUCCUUUCGUAAUCCCAUUUUCUGCUGUAGCCAAUGCUUUGGUUGGAUUUGUUAUAUUCCUAUAUAUUGUUAUUCCAAUUGCUUAUUUGUGCAACUCGUACAAGGCAAAGAACUUUCCACUUGUCAGUACUGAUGUUUAUGAUGCACAUGGUAAUCUCUACAAUAUCUCAAGAAUUUUGGAUGAAAAAACCUUGAAAUUUGAUCAAGUAGCAUAUGACAAUUAUUCAGAAUUGUAUCUUAGUGUCAUGAGCGUGUACUCUUACGGAUUUACCUUUGCAAGCAUAGCAUCAUGUUUUUCGGAAAUUGCACUUUUCCAUGGGAGCUUAAUUUGGGGCCAACUAACAAAGGCAUUCCAAAGUGGUAAUGGGGUUGAUGUUCAUGUUAAGAUGAUGAAGAAAUAUGAUACUAUUCCUUUGUGGUGGUUUAUUAUUCUUCUGAUUUCAAUGACGGGCCUGACUAUUUGGACUUGUGAAGGGUUUGGUAAUCAACUUCAACUUCCCUACUGGGGAGUUUUAUUACUAUGUGUUCUAGUUCUCAUUCUUAUGCCUUCUUUCGGUGUCCUUCGUGCGACUGUAUCUAAGAGCCUUCUGUUGCUGCUACUUCUUCUGAUCGAGCAACCGCCUAUGGGUGCCUUUACGCAAAUGAUUAUGGGGUAUGUGUAUCCUGGGAAGCCGUUGGCUAAUGCUACUUUUGAAGCCUAUGCUAUGAUGUGUGUUGAUUGUGGUCUUACUGCCAUUUCUAGUUUCAAGCUUGGGCUCUACAUGAAGAUUCCUCCAAAGGCAAUGUUCCUUUCACAGGUCAUUGGCUCCUUCAUCGCAUCUGCUUGUGAAUUUGCUACAGUGUGGUUGCUCUUCUCUUCAGUCGAAAAUAUAUGCCGGCCAGAGUUGCUGCCUAGGGGAAGUCAAUGGACAUGCCCUUAUGACCAAGUGAUCUAUAACAACAUGAUGACUUGGGGUGCUGUGGGUCCGAAACGCGUUUUCUACCCUAAUGGUGUAUAUUCCAAUCUUUUCAUCUUCUUUCUCUUGGGCGCCCUCCUUCCAAUCCCCGUCUGGUUUCUUGCUCGCACUCUUCCUGAGAAAAAAUGGAUCAGGCUCAUCAAUGUAUCGACCAUCUUAAUUGCCGGCGCAUCCAUGCCCCCCGUUAGUGCCGUGAACUACCUGUCAUGGUUCGCCGUUGCUUUCUUCUUGAAGUUCGUGGUGUAUAGAAAGUACAAAAGAUGGUGGGCUAAGUACAGCUAUCUGCUAUCAGUUGCAAUUGAUACAGGAGUCUCUUUGAUGGCAUUUUUAGUAACUGUGACCCUCCAAAUUCACAACGUCAGCGGGAUUGAUUGGUGGGGCUUGGAUGUGUCCGACCAUUGUCCCCUUGCUACGUGCCCGACUGCUCGUGGCGUACAUGCUGAAGGAUGCCCUGCCUUUUGACUGACUUGACUCCCAGGUCUACUGGAUUUAUCAGCGUCGAGUCGAAUUUGUCUCCAUUCCGAGAAGAAUACUAAUUCUGCUACUACCAAAUGUCAUUCGAUAUUCAGUUAAUAAGUUGAAUUUUCCAUGGAUCAGUUGAUCAGUGCUAUAACAUUUUUGAAUUUGAUGAUCUAACUCAUUUGCCUCCGAAAAUAUCUAAUACUAAGCAGUGUUUUAGAA